Molecule: messenger RNA, 1002 nt
Organism: Entamoeba invadens IP1
Lineage: Eukaryota; Evosea; Mastigamoebida; Endamoebidae
Exons: 1
Coding region: 1-1002 (333 amino acids)
Biological process (GO): phosphatidylcholine biosynthetic process
Source: RefSeq, a predicted model, not a curated record
AUGUUUAAGACAUCUCAUCUUGAAAAAAACAAGUCGAUGUCGACCUCUUCGCAACAAACACCAGAAGAAGACAUCCCAGUGACUUCUGCUAUUACCGAAGAACAGUUAGAAUACUUCCACUCGUUUAAACUUGGUAACAUCAAACUUUUAGACAAGAUUUCUUUUGUGAUUGGUGUCUGUCUGUUGUUGAUGGGAGAGUACAUCGUCUUACUCCGCCCCGACUUGAUGCAUGUCUUCUACGUUUGUCUCUUUAUUCCUCUAGUUACUUCAAGGUAUUUGGUUUAUCGAAUGAACAGGUGGCAUUACUUCCUCCUUGACUUCUGUUACUUUACCAACAUCACGCUGAUCAUCUCAUUGUUCCGGGGAUUUGUGUUGAAACAAGAUAUAAGCUGGAUAUUCACUACACUUUUUGUGUGUAUAACAGGACCAUUACUGACUGCUAUCCCAAUGUGGAACAAUUCUUUGGUCUUCCACGACUUCACAAAGCUGACUUCAAUCACAAUUCAUUUGUUACCAGGGAUGGUGGUCUAUUGCUUGAGGUGGUACGGCACUUUGGAAGUCCCACAAGAACUCACUGUGUGGACCGGAUUUGUAUUUCCGUGGCUCUUUUAUAUAGCGUGGCAAAUUUUGUAUUUGAUCAUCACCGAAGUUUUUAAGAGGGAGGAGAUCUAUGAGGAGGGGUAUAUGACUAGUGUGCGAUGGUUGGUCGAAGAGAAGCCGCACAAAGCAAUUAUGUUUUUCAGACAGUUCUUCCCAGAACGGUUUUCAACGCUAUUUGUGAUGGUCGUCACACAACUUUUCAUGUUUUUGGUAACCACUUUACCGCAGUUUUAUAUUUACAAACACCGACUUGUCCACCAAGCUUGGAUUCUAUUCUGCUUCCUAUUCUGUGUGUGGAAUGGCGCAAAUUAUUACUUCGAAGUGUUCGUUAAUAGAUACGUCGAUUACUUAACCAAAUUCAAAUCUUCGCGAAAGUACACACCCAAGAAGAAAUCUAUUUGA